Messenger RNA from Lachancea meyersii CBS 8951, 1740 nucleotides. Lineage: Eukaryota; Fungi; Ascomycota; Saccharomycetes; Saccharomycetales; Saccharomycetaceae. The record is from the annotation of a GenBank genome assembly.
AUGUCCAAGAAUCAACUGCCUUAUUGGACUUCGCAGUUGAGAUUAGCUUAUAGAAACUCUUCGCGGCAACGACGAUUCACUUACAAGCAGAAUGCGGCCAGGAUUGAUCGAGAUCGAGCUGAGUAUAUAUACAGGGCAGAAAAUAAGCAAUUGAAACAACAUGAAGUGUUACUGCCUUCAAAAAUAGAGUCUUUGUCCGUGGCAGAGCUGCAGGCGGUUUUGUGCAAAGAUAUUGCUGGGAAUAAAGGUUCAGAGCUGCGAUUUGUGCUGCUCAAUACCAAAAAGUCCCGAGAUCGUGAAAUUAAAAACUUGACAUCCCAUCGAAAUUUGUUCAAAAACCGCAUUGCCUCCACGUACACGUUUCCAAAUAGUCCGAACGAGAACGGCGUUUACCUGAACGACAGCCAGGAAUGGAAUAUUACGUUAAGACUUCCAACUUCUGACAAUACACAUAUACAAGUUUUAUGGCCAUCUAUGGAGCUUUCUCUUGCAUGCAGAGCGAUCGGGGUUUGUGAUCGCGAUAUAUACAAUGAGUUUCAAGAUAAAACCGUUUGCCAUCCGGUGACGGGUGACCCAAUGCCAAUCUGCUUCAUUCCUACUGGAAUCCCCACCAAGGCGCCCUUCACAGCAUUGGCACCACAGCUGAAUUCGUCUGUAUGCGAGCCUGCUGUUCGUGAACUUCUCCCACUUGCAGUGAUUCCAUCACGACGCUGUACCACAAAGGAGGUCAAAAAAGUUAGGGAAUUUUGCGUUGAUAGAACAUUUCUGGAAAAUAGUGAAAGAACACAUCCCAUGAUUUUAAGCUCCGCCAAAGGCUUUAAAAGUGACUUGAAACGCACGUCACAGUUACUGAAAGCUCUCGAAUCAGGUUCAUUUUUUUCCACAGGAAGUUUGAAAAAACGCAUGUGCACUACAGACAUUUUGCGAGCAACCGUACUGUCUAACAAUAUAACAGAAGAGCAGUUGAAAGCAGAGUACUGUAAAAUUUCAAUUCUUUACAGCAUCUUCGAGAAUUUGCGGAGAAUCAAGAUCCGUGUCGAGAACAUCGAAGCUGGUACUGGACAGCAGUCACUUACUUCAUGGGACAUACAAAUUCUUAAAGAUUUGCGCGAACUCAAUCAGUGUCGGAUAGAUUCUAACGUAGACGAUUUGAUAAAAAGUAAAGAUCGGUUUGACGAGUUCCUAUCUCGUCUUAACACUUUUAAUGUGAUUAUCAAUGCGGAAUUACGAAGCGCGGCCAAACGGUCACAAAAACCUGAUUUCGACCGUCAAAAUUCCAUGGUUCAAGUGCUGAGCGCACUUAUUUCGAGUUGUCGGAUAUUACCGGCCUUAUAUCCCAAUAUGUCUUUCGAGAUGGAGCGCUUUACACAAGGCAUCAAACCAAUAACGUUUAACAGUCAAGAAAACGAGAAGGCAGAAGAAGGAUCACGUAUUAUAAAUACUGUAAAGGCUAUUUUGGAUUUUGAAAGCGAUGUGGUGGGAAACGAAAACACGCCGCGUGAUCACAAACUGGUGCUGCUGGUCGCCCAGCCCCUGCCGGCGGAAGUUGCACGUUUGUUUCAAUUCAGUACAAAAUUGGAGCUUCAGAUUACAACUUCUUUGGAUGCUGUGCGUAAGGUGAGCAAUUCUGAAUGCAUUAUGAAAAGGAAUAUUGACCACGACACUAACAUCUACCUGUACGAGGCGAAGCGAUUGAAACUGAAUGUUGCCGAGUUUCUGGAGAAGUCGGCCGCUAAUUAG